Amblyraja radiata (thorny skate) is the source of this 2352-nucleotide messenger RNA. RefSeq names its product mab-21-like 2 (gene mab21l2). The coding region runs from base 960 to 2039 and encodes 359 amino acids. The transcript has a single exon. The record is from RefSeq and is a predicted model, not a curated record. NCBI's taxonomy places the organism in Eukaryota, Metazoa, Chordata, Chondrichthyes, Rajiformes, Rajidae.
ACUUCCAAAGAUUGUUAAUAUCCAUUUUCCCCCCGUGCCGGAACAUUCACGGGAACAGAUGAAAACUGCAAGCCCGUGGAUUCAUCUGUUUAAUUUUGAAGUCUGCAAUCAUAUACGAAAGGGCAUUUCCAACGUACACAAUUCCGGAUUUAGAAUGUAUUUCAUAUUGUUUUCAUUUUGUGGCCGCGUUCGCGAUAUUUGUGUACUUUUAACAAUAAAUUCAAGGUUUAGCUUUGGUAUCGAUGCUCCCAAAUUACUGCAAUUGUAGAUCAUUUUAACAUUUCCCUAAAGCUGAUGUGCAAAAUGAAUUUAGGUAGGAGAGUGGUCUAGAGGAGUGAGUGAGUGAGUGGGGCCCUGCCCGCAUUGCAAGAUGUGGCAGCCGCGGCCGCGGCCACUUGCCUUUCUCUCCCCCGCUGUGUCCAAUCUCCGAGCCCGCACAUACUAUUCGUCCCCGGUUUGACAGCUCGCCGCCGAUUGGGACAAAGUAGCAACACGUGUACGGUGGGUUCAGCCUCCCGGCACCCAGGGCGCAUGCCCAGGCCGGCGGGGACCAUUCAUAAACUAAACUCUUACACACUUCCUGAGCGUGGGGAAAAGUGGCCAUAGGAAUAAAAACAGUCAAACUCGGGUGCUGGGAGAGAGAGAGAGAGGGAGAGAGAGACAGCGAGAGAGAAAGAGAAAUGAAUGUUAACAGACACAUUUCUCCACUUUUAUCGUUUCACAACAACAGCAAUUGCAUCUGAUUUAAACAAGAUAUUCUGAAGAAACCAGUUACUGAUUUCCGAGGACUUGGUUGACAUCUGUAUUUUGAUCUCCCUCACUUUUCUCUCUCCCUCCAACCCCUUACAUUCAAUGCACUUGUUUCAAAUUUGCGCCAGUUAAAAACGGAGCACCGGUAAGCAUUGGAUCCAUCAACCUAUUGCGAGACUCCGGUAUAUAGCCCGGACCUGAGUCCCAACAUGAUCGCGGCUCAAGCCAAGCUGGUCUAUCAGCUGAACAAGUACUACAACGAGCGCUGCCAGGCUAGGAAAGCCGCGAUCGCUAAGACCAUUCGAGAGGUGUGCAAAGUGGUCGCCGAUGUCCUUAAGGAAGUGGAAGUCCAAGAGCCCCGCUUCAUCAGCUCACUUAGCGAGAUCGAAACGCGCUUCGAGGGGUUGGAAGUGAUCGCUCCAACAGAAUUUGAGGUAGUCCUUUACCUGAAUCAAAUGGGGGUCUUCAACUUCGUGGACGAUGGUUCUCUGCCUGGCUGCGCUGUGCUAAAACUGAGCGAUGGGCGCAAGAGGAGCAUGUCGCUUUGGGUCGAAUUUAUAACAGCUUCAGGCUAUCUGUCAGCCCGGAAGAUCCGUUCCAGAUUUCAAACCCUGGUCGCACAGGCAGUGGACAAAUGCAGUUAUCGGGAUGUGGUGAAGAUGGUGGCGGAUACGAGCGAGGUAAAACUAAGAAUCAGGGAGCGUUACGUGGUGCAGAUCACGCCAGCUUUCAAAUGCACGGGCAUCUGGCCCAGGAGUGCGGCUCAGUGGCCCAUGCCACACAUCCCCUGGCCCGGCCCGAAUCGGGUGGCCGAAGUUAAGGCUGAAGGCUUCAACCUUCUGUCCAAAGAGUGCUACUCCCUGACGGGAAAGCAGAGCUCAGCCGAGAGCGACGCUUGGGUUUUACAGUUCGGCGAAGCUGAGAACAGGCUACUGAUGGGAGGCUGCAGGAAAAAGUGCUUAUCCGUUUUGAAGACUUUGCGAGAUCGACACCUCGAGUUGCCAGGGCAGCCCCUCAAUAACUACCAUAUGAAGACACUACUGCUCUACGAAUGCGAGAAACACCCCCGAGAAACCGACUGGGACGAGUCAUGCCUCGGUGACCGCCUCAACGGCAUUCUGCUCCAACUCAUCUCCUGUCUUCAGUGCCGGAGAUGUCCUCAUUACUUUCUUCCAAACCUAGAUCUUUUCCAAGGAAAACCUCAUUCCGCUCUGGAAAGCGCGGCUAAACAGACAUGGCGAUUGGCGAGAGAAAUUCUUACCAACGCAAAAAGCCUCGAUAAGCUAUAGUAGAACUUGCAUUCCCAGCAAACCGAUUUUAACAAUUAUUGCAAGGCACAGAAUUGAACUUACUAGAUGAUUAAAACAAAAUACUUUAAAAGAAGCAAAACGGACUUGACGUGAAACAAAUUCAAGGUACAUUUUAAACUAAAUGUGACUGUUUUGUUUAGAUGUUGUCAGCCUGUGAGGAACCUUUAUUUAAGUCUGCACCGUCUUUUAAAGGCCAAGAAAAUUUCAGUUGUGAAAUGUAUUUUGCGUGCCAACCCCGUGCCCCGAAAAGAAACAUGUAAUAAUGGUAAUAAAAGUAUUUACCUUACCUGCA